CUCCUCCUUCAGCAGCAGCAGCGCGAGGACGCAACUAGAGCACACACACUCUCGCGCACUUCAGUGAUUACGACACGCUGUGGAAGUGAACCUGCGCGCCCUUUCAUCUGAUCCUACGCAGUUUAAUCUUUGUGAACGUGACGGACAGCUGUCAGAUCUGAGGAUGGAUGAGCUACAGGAUGUGCAGUUGACUGAGAUCAAACCCCUCCUGACAGACAAGAAUGGACAGAACUUCCAGGACUUUGAUUGUCAGGAGCACGACAUUGAGACCCCCCAAGGCGUCCUUCACGUGACUUUGAGAGGGUCCCCUAAAGGCAACCGACCCGUCAUUCUCACCUAUCAUGACAUCGGACUCAACCAUAAGUCCUGUUUCAACACCCUCUUUAACUUUGAGGACAUGCAGGAGAUCACCCAGCACUUUGCUGUGGUCCAUGUGGAUGCUCCAGGCCAGCAAGAAUCUGCCCCUCCUUUUCCCACUGGAUAUCAGUACCCAACUAUGGAUGAGCUGGCCGAGAUGCUGCCCUCAGUUUUGACCCAGCUGAAGAUCAACAGUAUGAUUGGAAUCGGUGUUGGUGCAGGAGCCUAUAUCCUCACUAGACUGGCUCUGAAUGAACCUGCAUUGGUGGAGGGAUUGGUGCUUAUCAAUGUGGACCCCUGUGCUAAGGGCUGGAUUGACUGGGCUGCCUCAAAGCUGUCUGGAUGGACCAGUAAUCUGGUUGACAUUGUGAUGGAGCAUCAUUUCAGCACGGACGAGUUGACGGAGAAUAACGAGAUCAUUCAAACGUAUCGUCUGCACAUCGCCCAAGACAUCAACCAGGACAACUUGGCUCUCUUCUGCCAUUCUUACAACAGCCGCCGAGAUCUGGAAAUCGAGAGGCCAGUUGUGGGACUGAAUGAAACCACAGUAAAAACUCUGAAGUGUCCUGCUUUGCUAAUAGUAGGAGACGCAUCACCAGCAGUAGAGGCUGUGGUUGAAUGCAACUCAAGGCUAAACCCAACCAAAACUACACUACUAAAGAUGGCAGACUGCGGUGGACUUCCUCAAGUUGUCCAACCGGGUAAACUCGCUGAGGCUUUCAAGUACUUUGUCCAGGGAAUGGGCUACAUGAUGCGUUCUUCAGUGUGUAAGUACCAGAGUCUUCUCAAGAGCAUGUUGUGUGGUUUGAGUCCUGUGUGAACAAUCUUCUCUAUGAUCUUUAGCUUUAAUCCUCUUCUGAAAGAUCUUGACUGAUCAACAGUUUGUAUAGCAUGUUUAUUAUUAGAAAUAUUAUUGAUAGCAAUCCUUAAGUGUGAGAUAAUCUUUAUAUGCUUAUGCUCAGACUAGAUGUCUGUUUAUUAAUAUAAACUUUGAAUGAAGUACUGAGAAAAUACUUCAAUGUAAUUUUCAAAACAUAUUUAGAAAUGUAUCCAAUACAAAAAUACAUACAGUGAGGAAAAUAAGUAUUUGAACACCCUGCUCUUUUGCAAGUUCUCCCAUGAAGGGGUCUGAAAUUGUCAUCGUAGGUGCAUGUCCACCACUGUGAGAGACAUAAUCUAAAAAAAAUCCAGAAAUCACAAUUUAUGAUUUUUUAACUCAUUAUUUGUAUGAUACAGCUGCAAAUAAGUAUCUGGAUCAUCCAAAUGGUCAUUGGCAAACUUAAGACGGGCCUGGACAUGUGCUGGUUUAAGCAGGGGAACCUUCCGUGCCAUGCAUGAUUUCAAACCAUGACGUCUUCGGGUAUUACCAACAGUAACCUUAAAAACGGUCAGCUCUUGACAAAUCAUUGACCAGCUCCUCCCGUGUAGUUCUGGGCUAAUUUCUCACCUUUCUUAGGAUCAUUGAGACCCCACGAGGUGAGCUCUUGCAUGGAGCCCCAGUCCGAGGGAGAUUGACAGUCAUGUUUAGCUUCUUCCAUUUUCGAAUGAUUGCUCCAACACAAAGCUGCUUGGCAAUUUCCCCGCCUUGUGGAGGUGUACAUUUUUGUCUCUAGUGUCUUUGGACAGCUCUUUGGUCUUGGCCAUGUUAGUAAUUGGAUUCUUACUGAUUGUAUGGGGUGGACAGGUGUCUUUAUGCGGCUAACAACCUCAAACAGGUGCAUCUAAUUUAGGAUAAUAAAUGGAGUGGAGGUAGACAUUUUAAAGGCAGAAUAACAGGUCUUUGAGGAUAAGAAUUCUAGCUGAUAGACAGGUGUAUCAUACAAAUGAAUAGUUAAAAAAUCAUAUAUUGUGAUUUCUGGAUUUUUUUUUAGAUUAUGUCUCACAGUAGACAUGCACCUACGAUGAUAGUUUCAGACCCCUCCAUGAUUUCUAAGUGGGAGAACUAGCAAAAUAGCAGGGUGUUCGAAUACUUAUUUUCCUCACUGUAUAUGUAAUACAAUAAAUUAAAACUAUUUAAUUUCUAUGUAGGUUGCAAGGUUUUAAUUUAUUGUAUUACCCAUCAGUAAUGUUAUAUUUUUUGUAUAGUAUGGUUAUGUUUGGCUGCUCAUGAGAAUCAGUUUCUUGCAAGGGGCUAAUAAAGUGCCUUUAAUUCAUUUAAAGAUGCAGUGUGUACAUUUUAACGGCAUCUAGCAGUUAGAUUGCAAUAUUACAACCAACAGCUCAAGCCCUGGACUAUGCUUUUGCCUUCAGUUCACCGCUCACCAUGUUAGGUCUUUAUACACCACUGAAAACAUAGUUACACCCGAACAGUACAAUUUACUGAUUUAAAAUGAGUGAACGAACUCAAACCUGUGAAAAAGUUUAUUAAACUUAAAACUUGUUGAAAACACAUAAAACUUUUAAGUUCCACAAACUCAAAUAAAAUGAGUCAAAGAACUCAAAAAUUGUAUUUAUUACUUCAGAGUCAUUUCAAUACCACAGCCUCAUUGUAACAAACACUGCAAAUAAUGACAAACUUUUGGUGGUUGUGAUGAGUUCAAUUUGCCAGGUAAGCUAAGAAAGAGUCUGACACUGCAAAUUACUUCAGUUUAAAGUUAAAUCAACAUGAUUGGUUGAGGAGGUUCCAGUUCCCAGCAUGCUUUGCAUGAGCCUGCAAUACGAGAGCAUUUUUUUGGAAUUAAGUAAUAUUUUAUGUGGUUUUCAAUAAAGAAAAGGUUUUAAAAAAUAGUUUUGUGCUAACCAUUGUUCAGAAGUGUAGUGCCAGUGCUUAGACUGUAGGUCGGAUAUGUGUUGCUUUAUCAUAUAAACUAUGACUGUGUGAAAGUCAGCACUGAGCUCAUUCUUGUCACACUUUCACUGGUUUUAAAUAUUCAUGUCACAUAAUCUGUUUGUGUGACUUGUGAACAGAAAUUAAAUUGUAAAAAGAAGUUUUAAGUACAGUAUACAAAAAAUAUGUAGUAAACAAGUCUCUAUAAUAAACAGUAGUUUUAUGAAUAGUAUUAAAUAAAAUUAAGCGUAAACUUUUAAGUUUGGUUUAACUUAAUUUUUUUAAGUUUUCUUUACUGAAAAUUUUUGAUUGAAAAAAGUUGAUUUACUUAAAAAUGUUGAUGUAAUCAGUUUUCAAGUACUCUGAACUUUUUUACAGUGUAUGUAUGUUGCAUUGCAUUUCUGUCAAUAGAUCCUCCUAAAAUUUACGCAUUGCACCUUGAAUUGGUUUCCCAAAAAAUUGUCUUUUCUAUAGAACAGCCUUCAUUUUAGGGAAUAACCAGGUGAUGCAAUGAAAUGCCUUGAGUCUCCGUAGGCAGCCCUCUAUAGGGCAAAUAUGUGGAAAAAUAGUCUUUAAAAGCACUAUAGAAUGGACAUACAUGUGUUUUUUAAUAAUACAAUAGAUGCAAAAAAUAUUUUUGUUUAAAUUAUUGAAGAAGUUGUUUGCAUAGCUUAACAGGCUGAGCUACAUAAUGA
This is a messenger RNA of Misgurnus anguillicaudatus (oriental weatherfish), 3819 nucleotides long. The record is from RefSeq and is a predicted model, not a curated record. NCBI's taxonomy places the organism in Eukaryota, Metazoa, Chordata, Actinopteri, Cypriniformes, Cobitidae.